AUGGCAGGGCUCUCGGACGAGCGCAUUCAUCGGCUAUUGACUGAAGCUGAGGAUCGCUUGGCAGCGACGCCGUAUCACGAUAUCACGACCGAUGUUGGACAGCCCACUCUGAAGCUUGACAGCCCGUCUUUCGUUGUGGGCGCAAAAGGUGGCAUCGCACGGCCUCCUCAACAGAGGUUAGCGGUCCGAGAUGCCCACCAGACAAUCCCCAAGAAUAAGUUGGACGACGCUGGCCAAGGGUGGUUCGGCCUACCGAAGACUGAUCCGAAUGAUAAGGAAUUCAAGAGAGACGUGCAACUUCUGCAGAUGCGCGGAACAGCAUUGGAUCCCUCACGGCAUUAUAAGAAGGAAUCGCUGAAAGCCAAGAUGCCACGCUACGCGCAUGUCGGGCGCAUAGUAGAGGGUCCAACUGAUUUUUACAGUUCUCGGUUGAACCGGAAAGAGAGGAAGAUGACCCUGGUUGACGAGUUACUGGCUGCCGAAAAGGCUUCCGGGAAGUUCAAGGCCAAAUUUAAUGAUAUACAGGGCCGCAAGGCUAGUGGGAAAAAGGCUUCCUACAAAAGAUUCGUCUCACAAAGACGCCGGCGCAACUAA
Messenger RNA from Verticillium nonalfalfae, 594 nucleotides. RefSeq lists its product as uncharacterized. Gene Ontology annotation, molecular function: RNA binding. Lineage: Eukaryota; Fungi; Ascomycota; Sordariomycetes; Glomerellales; Plectosphaerellaceae. The transcript has 2 exons. Gene Ontology annotation, cellular component: nucleolus. Gene Ontology annotation, biological process: RNA processing. The record is from RefSeq and is a predicted model, not a curated record. Bases 1 to 594 code for a protein of 197 amino acids.